AUGCCUGCCCAAGUGGUGCCUGAUCAGAAAAACUUGCCACUGAUUAACAAAGAGAGCACCGCUGCCCCUUUCACUCCCCGAAGGCUGGAAGGGAAGGUAGCAAUAGUGACGGGUGGAGCCAGGGGCAUCGGCGAAGCAACUGUGCGACUGUUUGCAAGACACGGGGCUAAGGUGGUGAUCGGGGACGUGGAGGACGUUCUUGGACAUGCGCUGGCCGGCUCAUUGUCUCCUCAUGGCGUCACCUAUGUUCACUGCGACGUCAGCUCGGAAGGAGACGUGGAGAAGUUAAUCCAGUCGACGGUUUCAGGUUUUGGAAGGCUGGACAUAAUGUUCAACAAUGCCGGGGUUCUGGGAAGCCAGGCCAAGCACAAGAAGAGCAUCGUGGAUUUUGACGCCGAGGAAUUUGAUCGAAUCAUGGGGGUCAACGUUCGAGGAGUGGCCCUGGGAAUGAAACACGCGGCCCGGGCGAUGAUUCCCAGGGGAACCGGCUGCAUCAUCUCGACCGCAAGCGUUGCCAGCGUCCUGGGGGGCCUGGGCCCCCAUUCUUACACCGCCUCCAAGCACGCCAUCGUCGGGCUGACUAAGAACGCCGCUUGCGAGUUGGGAAAGUACGGGAUCAGGGUAAAUUGCAUUUCGCCGUUUGGAGUGGCCACCCGGAUGCUGAUCAAUGCCUGGAGGAACUCCGAUAUCGAUGCUGCUGAAAAUGACGAUGACGAUGACGAUGAUGAAGAUGCUGCGGCGGCCAGGAUGAUGAGCAAAGCGGUGGAAAAAGCGGAGGAAAUGGUGAGAGGUUUGGCAAAUUUGAAAGGUGCGACGCUGAGGACUUCGGAUAUUGCGGAGGCUGCUCUCUAUCUGGCCAGUGAUGAAUCUAGAUAUGUAAGUGGCCACAAUCUUGUGGUGGACGGAGGAAUUACUACCUCCAGAAAUUGCAUCGGCUUGUAA
Molecule: messenger RNA, 942 nt
Organism: Coffea eugenioides
Lineage: Eukaryota; Viridiplantae; Streptophyta; Magnoliopsida; Gentianales; Rubiaceae
Product: short-chain dehydrogenase reductase 2a
Exons: 3
Coding region: 1-942 (313 amino acids)
Molecular function (GO): oxidoreductase activity, acting on the CH-OH group of donors, NAD or NADP as acceptor
Source: RefSeq, a predicted model, not a curated record